Molecule: messenger RNA, 450 nt
Organism: Colletotrichum abscissum
Lineage: Eukaryota; Fungi; Ascomycota; Sordariomycetes; Glomerellales; Glomerellaceae
Exons: 1
Coding region: 1-450 (149 amino acids)
Molecular function (GO): flavin adenine dinucleotide binding; oxidoreductase activity
Source: RefSeq, a predicted model, not a curated record
AUGAGCCGCAAGAUUCUAUCAACAUUCGACGCCGUUAUUGAAGAUAUUCAGGACCAGGUCCAGGAUGGCGACGACUUCAGAAUCGUCUACCCCCUAACGCCGUUUCCGACCCUGUUCUCAAACUACGGCGAAGAUGUUAUUGGUCUUGACGAAAUCCACAAGAAGAACUCUAUUGUUUUCAGCAUCCAAGGAAUUUUCCCUAACAUGAAAUAUGUUGGGCUAUUGAGACAGAGGCUGAAAGAAGCGACUGCAGACAUUGAGGCUUAUGCUAGAGCUACUGGCCAACUGAUCCCCUACCUAUAUCUCAACUACGCGGGUCAAGAUCAGAAACCAUUGGCGACGUAUGGUGAAGAAAACUUUCGGUUCCUGAAAAGAGUUGCGGAGAAGUACGAUCCCGGACAGUUCUUUCAGUACAGCGUGCCGGGAGGAUUUAAUAUUAAGGAUGUAUGA